AGUUUUAGUUUAGAAGGUGCAAACGACAUCCGUGAUAUAACUUGUUAUAUUAUUAUAAACAGUUUUAUCAAAUUUAAAAAAAUGUCGGAAAAUACCGAAGAGAUGGCUAAUAUUGUAAAACAAAGAAUUGAACGAAAUCGUCAAAAAGCUAUAAUACUCAAAAGAAGUAAAUUGGUCUCUCAUCCUUAUAACAAAGGCGAAUUUGAAGAAACCACAACAACUUUAAAAAUUGGUACCACAAAAUAUAAGGAUACAGGUGGUGGUUUCUUAUUAGAGGAGAAAGAUGAGCCAGACGAAUUAGAAUUACUAUUGAGUCAGGCGGAGGCACCUAUACUUGAACUUGAUCGUCCCACCUGCGAGGUGUGUAAUAAAACUUUCGGCACAUCUUGGUUAUUCGAAAAAUUUAAUUUCAAAUGUUGUGAUGGAUGUAGAAACUCCGAGACACACAAAUUAAUCACAAAAACUGAAGCUAAGGAAACCUAUUUGCUUAAAGAUUGUGAUUUAGACAAAAGGGAACCAAUAUUAAAAUUCGUUCAACAAAAGAAUCCUCAUAAUCCUCGAUGGGGUGAUAUGAAAUUGUAUUUAUUAUUGCAAAUAGAAAAGAGGGCAUUAGAAGUCUGGGGUACAGAAGAGCAGCUUGAAAGAGAACGAGAAUUGAGAGAAGAAAAAAAAGUUUUAGCCAAAUCCAAGAAGUAUGAGAAGCGGUUGAAGGAACUAAGAAAAGGUAUGAGAAGCAGUUUGUACAAUAGAACUACAGCAGCUUCACACACUCAUGAAUAUGAUAAAGAAACUUAUAAUGAAGAUGAUGAUACUUAUCAUAGAAAAUGUCUCACUUGUCCAUACGAGGAAACUUUUGAAAAAAUGUAGAUUGCAGGUACAUGUAAAAUUAUAUACAUCAUUCAACAAUAGUUUCUUCCCAUUAUUUUAUUCAUAAUUCUCUUUUUUAUCUGUUUGAAAUUUUUAUUUGCAUGUUUUUAAAGAUGAAGUUUUUAUUAAUCUCAAUAUUUACAAUUUACUAUAUGAAAAGUGUGAAAAAAUUUGCUUAAAAUUUAAAACAAUAUAUUUCAUAUGAAAUUUUUUUUUAUUUAAUCCUAAACUAUUUAACCAGGCAGUGUUUGGCUGAUUGAUUGGUCAUGCCAUAUAGAUAUAUCUAAGACGCCAUCUCCACACCAUGGGCAUCACAGAUGAUCAAGGCAAACCUCACAACUUGCCUAAUGGCAUAAAAGUGUUCAAGCUAAAGCGCCUGAUCGACCUCUCAAAGGACAUCGGCCUUUGGUAACGUCAAGUGAGGCACGACGGGCCUAUCUAUAGGCGUAUAUGAUCAACUGCCCUUUGUCCGCCCACAAUUAACUAUGAACUAUGCCAUAUAGGUACUUUUUCCUCCAAGCUUUUUUAUCUUUCGUUGGCUCUUUUAUUUCAUCCCUUUUUUUAUUCCCUUUAUCUCAGCUACUUGUUUCUUAAUUUUAAUCCAUGUUUUAUUUUGUCUUUCAAGUUUUGCUUGCUAUUCUGGAUUCGAAAGUUAUUUUUGGUAUUCUGUAUCUUAUUUUUGACUGGUUUUAUCUUUAGUAUUUCUCUAUAUGGUCCAUGGCCUUUGGAAUCGUAUUUCCAUUGCUUAUAUAAAGUCCACUGGAUUUGGAUUCCAUGUCCAUGUCUGUAAAGCAUGGUAGGCAUCACGACUUUUUUCACAAUUUCUAUUUUUGUCUUUUUUGAUACUUCCUUUUUCCAAAUGAUGCUCUCAUUGUAUUAAAUAAUGAAAAUAAUCACAUAAAAUGUCUUUUUAUUUGUUAUUUUACUAGAAAAAUGGAAGAUAUGAUUUAUUUUAUUUGAAUGUGGGUAAUUUUAGUUAGAUUGUAAUUUAAUCUCUCCUGUAUGAUAAGACCCGCUUUUAUUUUUUAUUCAUUCAUUUUAAAAUGAAAAAGUCAUGAAUUCCAUAAUUUAUUGUGAUAUGUUUAACAAAUAAGAUGCAUGUACCAACAGGUGAUUAUUUUCAUUGAAAGUUGAACAUAUCAAUUGUUCAUUUAAAUGGUUUCUCUUCAGGCUAUCAUUACAGAAUCUCAAAAAAUGUGAGUAAAAAUUAUUUAUUCUCAUAUGUUUUCUAAUCUACAAAUCGGACCUUCUAAAACAUUUUUUUAUAUUAUUGAUGUGUGUUUUCAUCUAUCUAAGUUAUAUUAAUACAAUAUAGAUAUAUAACAGACACUAGAGGGUAAUAUUUACAAGAUAAAAAUAUUAUUUCAUAUACGUUGAUACUAAAAUAUGCUUUAUGUAGAUAAAAUACCCUUCUCGCCUUAUAACUGAUAAGGCGAGGGCUGGAAGAAAGAUAAACACUCUUAUCGGUUAUUUCUGAAAAGGGAUGUUUGUGUUAGAAGGUAGUUAAAACUGAAGAUACAUUCUAACAAUUGAAUUCUUGUAAACAAGGUUGAUUUCUACAUUAGUCGUGAAUUCCAAGAAAUCCGUCAUUUUAUUUAAAAGUUGAUAACAGUUUUAUAGUAGUCACGUUUCAAUUGAAACUAUCACUUUCUAGUAAUUCACUUAUUUUUUACAAUUUUAUACUAUGUCCAAAUAUUCACUUAUAAAAUGUAUUAAAACUAUUUGUUAAAA
This is a messenger RNA of Diorhabda carinulata, 2598 nucleotides long. RefSeq names its product DNA repair protein complementing XP-A cells homolog (gene Xpac). Gene Ontology annotation, cellular component: nucleotide-excision repair factor 1 complex. Gene Ontology annotation, molecular function: damaged DNA binding. The transcript has a single exon. NCBI's taxonomy places the organism in Eukaryota, Metazoa, Arthropoda, Insecta, Coleoptera, Chrysomelidae. Bases 82 to 867 code for a protein of 261 amino acids. Gene Ontology annotation, biological process: UV-damage excision repair; nucleotide-excision repair, DNA damage recognition; base-excision repair. The record is from RefSeq and is a predicted model, not a curated record.